This is a messenger RNA of Racocetra persica, 261 nucleotides long. Lineage: Eukaryota; Fungi; Glomeromycota; Glomeromycetes; Diversisporales; Gigasporaceae. The record is from the annotation of a GenBank genome assembly.
AAAGAUUAUGAAAUCAAAAUAAAAGAAAUACUAGAAACGAAUGAACUUUUUCCUGAAAACAUAUAUAAUAUAGAAAAUAAGGAAGAAAUGCGAUAUUUUAAUAACCAAGUUCUUACUCUAUUACAAAUUAAAAAAUUUCAAAUAAUAUUUUCUCAAAAUACUAUUACGGAAAAUAAUGAAGAACAAGAAAUUAAUGAAAAGUUAACUGUUGUUUUAGAUCAGCAAGAAAAAGAAGCAUUUAUUAAUAAACUUCGUACAAUG